Lepus europaeus (European hare) is the source of this 6222-nucleotide messenger RNA. RefSeq names its product myosin XVI (gene MYO16). Gene Ontology annotation, cellular component: nucleoplasm; myosin complex; perinuclear region of cytoplasm. Gene Ontology annotation, molecular function: cytoskeletal motor activity; ATP binding; actin filament binding. The transcript has 34 exons. Bases 31 to 5358 code for a protein of 1775 amino acids. Gene Ontology annotation, biological process: phosphatidylinositol 3-kinase/protein kinase B signal transduction; neuron projection morphogenesis; negative regulation of G1/S transition of mitotic cell cycle. The record is from RefSeq and is a predicted model, not a curated record. Lineage: Eukaryota; Metazoa; Chordata; Mammalia; Lagomorpha; Leporidae.
CAGCUAUGUAACGUUUUUCGAUCCCAUGAAAUGGAAAUUGACCAGUGCCUGUUGGAGUCCCUUCCCCUGGGCCAACGGCAGCGUCUGGUGAAGCGCAUGCGUGGUGAGCAAAUCAGAGCCUACUAUGAACGUGAGAAGGCUCUUCAGAAGCAGGAAGGCUUCCUGAAGAGGCUGAGGCAUGGGAAGUGCCAGAAGGUUCACUUCAACCUUGCCGACAUGGUGCAGGAUGCAAUUGUCCACCACAACGACAAAGAAGUGCUCCGGCUCCUGAAGGAAGGGGCGGACCCGCACACUCUCCUGUCCUCGGGCGGAUCCUUACUCCACCUGUGUGCUCGGUAUGACAACGCCUUCAUUGCAGAGAUCCUCAUCGACAGAGGAGUCAACGUCAACCACCAGGAUGAAGACUUCUGGACACCAAUGCACAUAGCCUGUGCCUGCGACAACCCCGACGUGGUCCUGCUGCUGGUGUUAGCUGGAGCCAAUGUCCUUCUCCAGGAUGUCAACGGAAAUAUCCCAUUAGAUUACGCCGUAGAAGGGACAGAAUCCAGCUCUAUCUUACUGACCUAUCUGGACGAGAACGGGGUGGACCUGACCUCACUGCGCCAGAUGAAGCUGCAGAGGCCGCUGAGCAUGUUCACAGACGUCCAGCACUUCUUGUCGUCGGGAGGCAACGUCAACGAGCAGAACGAGGAGGGAGUAACCCUGCUGCACAUGGCCUGCGCCAGUGGCUACAAGGAGGUGGCUUCGCUGAUCCUGGAGCACGGCGGUGACCUCCACACAGUGGAUGACCAGCGCUGCACACCCCUCCACGUGGCUGCCAAGUUCGGCCAGACCAGCCUGGUGAAACUUCUCUUGAUGCAUCAGGCAAACCCAAACCUGGUGAACUGCAAUGAAGAGAAGCCCUCAGAUAUCGCGGCAUCUGAGUUUAUUGAGGAGAUGCUGCUGAAGGCGGAAGUGGCCUGGGAAGAAAAAACGAGGGACCCUUCACCUGUCCCUUGCUCGGCCCAGGAGGAGCCCUACGAGGAGAUCAUUCACGAGCUCCCGGCACUUCCCAACAAGCUCAGACCCCUGGUGCUACCAAUCGCCAAGCAAGACAGCUUGCUGGAAAAAGACACCAUGUUCAAAGAUGCAAGCAAAGGUCUGUGUGUGCCGCGAUCUCAGGACAGCACGCCUGAACACACGGCGCUCAGUGACUCCACCAAGCCCGAGCAGGUCAAGCUCAUGCCUCCUGCUCCAAACGAUGACCUGGCAACGCUCAGUGAGCUGACGGAUGGGAGCCUGCUCUAUGAGAUUCAGAAGCGCUUUGGGAACGAUCAGAUCUACACUUUCAUUGGGGACGUCCUGUUGCUUGUCAACCCUUUCAAGGAGCUUCCCAUUUAUUCUAACCUGGUCUCGCAGCUGUACCUGAGCGACACGGGGCGGCCGAGCCCCUCGCUGCCCCCGCACCUCUUCUCCUGCGCCGAGAGAGCCUUCCACCAGCUGUUCCAGGAGCAGCGGCCACAGUGCUUCAUCCUCAGUGGAGAAAGAGGGUCUGGAAAAUCGGAAGCCAGCAAACAAAUCGUGCGACACCUCACCUGCCGCUCCAGCGCCAGCCGGGCUCUGUUUGAAUCCAGGUUUAAGCAUGUCCUGUGCAUCUUGGAAGCCUUCGGACACGCAAAGACGACACUGAAUGACCUGUCCAGCUGCUUCAUCAAGUACCUGGAGCUGCAGUUCUGUGAGAGGAAGAAGCACGUCACGGCAGCCAGAAUGUCGACGUACAUGCUAGAGAGGUCCAGACUUGUGUCCCAACCCGUCGGCCAGAGCAACUUUCUCAUUUUCUACCUGCUGAUGGAUGGGUUAUCUGCUGAAGAGAAAUACGGACUUCACCUGCACCCUGUGGGUGCACACCGGUACUUGAAGCAGAACACGCGGGAGGAGGCGUCGGCGGCCGAGCACGCGCUGAACAGGGAGAAGCUGACUGUUUUGAAACAAGCUCUGAGCGUGGUUGGCUUCAGCACCCCGGAGGUGGAGAACCUGUUUGUGAUCCUGGCAGCUAUACUGCACCUGGGAGACAUCCGGUUCACGGCCCUCACGGAUGGCGACUCCGCUCUGGUCUCUGACCUCCAGCUGCUGGAGCAAGUGGCUGGGAUGUUACAAGUGUCAGCGGAUGAACUGGCGUCUGCCUUAACAACUGACGUUCAGUAUUUUAAAGGCGAUCUGAUCCUGCGGAGACACACCGUACCCAUGGCUGACUUCUACCGGGACCUCUUGGCCAAGUCCCUGUACAGUCGUCUGUUCAGCUUUCUGGUGAACACCAUGAACUGUUACCUCCAAAGCCAAGAGGAACCCAGAAGCACACAGAUACUGAGUAUUGGAAUUUUGGACAUCUUUGGUUUUGAAGAAUUUCAAAAGAAUGAUUUUGAGCAACUCUGUGUCAACAUGACCAAUGAGAAGAUGCACCAGUAUGUCACUGAAGUGCUUUUUCUACAUGAGCAAACAGAAUGUGUACAAGAUGGAGUUGCCAUGGAAACCGCAUAUUCCCCUGGUAACCAGACUGGAGUUCUGGAUUUUUUUUUCCAGAAGCCAUCUGGAUUUCUGUCUUUGUUGGACGAAGAGAGUCAAAUGAUUUGGUCGAUGGAGUCAAACCUGCCCAAAAGGCUGCAGAGCCUCCUAGACUCGGCCAACACGAACGCAGUGUACCCCCCCACGAAGGACGGGAACGGCAACGUUGCCCUCAAGGACCCCGGCACGGCGUUCACCGUCAUGCACUACGCAGGGAGGGUAAUGUAUGAAAUUGUUGGAGCGAUUGAAAAAAAUAAAGACUCCCUUUCACAGAAUCUUCUGUUUGUGAUGAAAGCUAGUGAAAAUGUCGUCAUCAAUCAUUUGUUCCAGUCGAAACUGUCGCAGACGGGAUCGCUCGUCCCUUCCUAUCCCUGCUUUAAAUUCCGGGGACAUAAAUCCGCCCUGCUCAACAAGAAAAUGACAGCGUCUUCCGUUAUUGGAGAAAACAGGAAUUAUCUUGAACUCAGUAAGUUAUUAAAGAAGAGAGGGACGUGUGCAGUUCUUCACAGGCUGGGAAGAGGCGACCCCACCACGGCAGCGUCACAGCUCAGGAAAUCGCUGGCGGACAUCAUUGGAAAACUGCAGAAGUGCACCCCACACUUCGUUCACUGCAUCAAGCCCAAUACCUCAAGGCUGCCAGACACCUUUGAUAACUUCUACGUGUCUGCCCAGCUACAGUACAUUGGGGUCCUGGAGGUGGUGAAGAUUUUCCGAUGCGGAUACCCUGCCCGUCUCUCUUUCUCAGAUUUCCUGUCGAGGUACAAGCCGCUGGCCGACGUUCUCCUGGGCGAGGAGGAAGAGCUGUCUGCGGAGGGCAGGUGCCGAUGCAUUCUCCAGCAGUGUAGGCUGCAAGGCUGGCAGAUGGGGAUCCACAAAGUGUUUCUAAAGCGCUGGCAUGCAGACCAGCUCAGCGACCUGUGCCUGCAGCUGCAGAGGAAGAUCAUAACCUGCCAGAAAGUUGUACGAGGAUUUCUCGCACGCCAGCACGUGCUUCAGAAGAUGUGCACACAGCAGCGAGAGCAGACGUCCAUCAAAAACUUCCUGCAGAACACAGAGGACAUGGCGCUGAGAACCUACGAUGCCCUGGUCAUCCAGAAUGCCUCCGACAUCGCCCGGGAGAACGACCGGCUCCGGAGGGAAAUGAACGGCCCCCUCCAUAGAGAGAAGGCGGAGGCCAGGAGCAGGCCCGAGGAAGGGAUCCAGAGGCCCGAAGACAAGGCCGGGCCCCGGCGCGCCCAGGCCGCGGCGUCCGUGCGGUCCCUGUCGCUCCACUCCGUGUCCAGUGCGGAAGACAGCAGCGGCCUCCCGUCGCCCCGGAAGCAGCCUCCGCCCAAGCCCAAGCGGGACCCCAGCACGCGGCUGAGCGCCUCCUACGAGGCGGUGAGCGCCUGCCUGGCGGCGGCGCGGGACGCAGCCCAGGCUCUGUCCCGGCCGCGGCCGCACAGCGACGACUACAGCACCAUGAAGAAGAUCCCUCCUCGGAAGCCCAAGAGGAGCCCGCACACGAAGCUCAGCGGCUCCUACGAGGAGAUCUGGGGCCCCAAGCCCGGGGACGCGCGGCCCCCGGCGGCGGCGGCGGCGGCCGAGGACGCGGACGCCGAACCCGUGUACAUCGAGAUGGUGGGCGCGGCGGCGCGGCCCGGCCCGGGGCCCGGCAGCCCCGAGCAGGCCGAGGCCGUGUACGAGGAGAUGACGUUCGCGCCGGCGCCCGCGGGGCCCGACAUCCCGCCGCCCUUCCCCAACCUGCUGCCGCACCGGCCGCCGCUGCUCGUCUUCCCGCCCGCGCCCGCCACCUGCUCGCCCGCCUCGGACGAGUCGCCGCUGACGCCGCUCGAGGUCAAGAAGCUGCCGGUGCUGGAAACCAGCCUCAAGUACCCGGUGCAGCCCGAGGGCUCCAGCCCGCUGUCCCCGCAGAGUUCCAGGCACCCGAAGGCGGACGCCGAGGGGCCCGCAUCGCCCGGCCUGGCUGCGCUGGACGGCGCGGGCCGCGGCUCCCCGCCGCCGCCGCCGCCGCCCGCUGCCCCUCGGCCGGCCACGCACUUCGCGUUCCCGCAGGACGCCGCCUCGGCCCCCCACGCGAGCAGGGCGGCGGCCCCCGCGGAGCCGUGCAGAGGGCCUCCGAAGCCGAACUCUGCCCCGGCCGCGGGCCCGUGCAGCACCUUCGCCAAGGCCCCUUGCUCGCCGGGGCGGGCAGCGCGAGGCGACCCCCGCAGGGGCAGCUCCAGCGCCUCGUCCCCCGGCCCCUACAGCCCCCUGGACGAGCUGGCCAGCCUCUUCAGUUCCGGCCGCAGCGUGCUGCGCAGGUCCGCCGCGGGCCGCAAGAUCAGGCAGGAGGCAGGUUUUGAAACAAACAUGAACCUGACUACCCGGGAUGAUCUCUCUACAUCAGAACUUGCUUCGGAGACUCAAGACAGAAAUGCAAAUAACCAUGGAACUCAGUUAUCCAACGCCCUGUCUAGUGCCAUCUCUGCUGAAAAUGGAAAUUCAGUCUCAAACGGUUUAUCCGAAGACGACGGGUUCUCCAGGUUGUCUGUGAGCAGCACAGCGAUCCCCUCAUUUCAGAGGCACCGGGAGAGUCACACCACGCAGGUCAUCCACCAGCUGCGGCUCUCGGAGAACGAGAGCGUGGCCCUGCAGGAGCUGCUGGACUGGAGGCGGAAGCUCUGUGAGGAAGCGGAGGAGUGGCAGCAGAUCCUGCACCCCGCCGAGCCCAGGGCGCCUCCCCCGCCGCCCUGCAAGAAGCCCACCCUUGUGAAGAAGCCAGAAGGGGGCCCCUGCCACAGGCUGCCCUCCGAGCUCUGGGACAGCACCAUCUGACGUGGCCGCACCGCCACGCACAGAGCCCCACGGCCCAGCCACGCCGCACCGCGACGCCAGACGGUGCUCUCGUGCACACCGGGGCUGCCUCCAGCCAUUUCCACAACAAAGCACAGGACCCUGGCGCUGAACACAUGAGGUUUCCCGUGUGUGUGUGCAUGUGUGUAUGUGCACGUGAGAGCGUGUGUGCAUCCAUCUGUGUGUGUGCACACAUGAGAGCGUGUGUGAGUCCAUCCGUGUGUGUGCACUCGUGAAACUGUGUGAGUCCAUCCGUGUGUGUGCAUGUGUGUGCACAUGAGAGCGUGUGUACAUCAUCCGUGUGUGUGCACAUGAGAGCGUGUGUACAUCCAUCCAUGUGUGUGUGCACACUCGAGAGCAUGUGUGAGUCCAUCCGUGUGUGUGCAUGUGUGUGCACAUGAGAGCGUGUGUACAUCCAACCAUGUGUGUGUGCACAUGAGAGCAUGUGUGAGUCCAUCCGUGUGUGUGUGUGUGUGGUGUUUCCUACCCGUUUUGUGGUGAUGCACUCUGAGUUUUAGGUUCCACGUCUUCAGGCCAUGCCACCCAUCGGUGGCAAGAGAGACGCUGGGAACAGAGUGUUUGAGGAGCGAGAAGGGAAGACAGAGGUGGGCAUGGAGCGACCCACGCGCACGCCCUGUGCAUUUUUACAGAAAUCAGCAACAAUGGCCGCGUAUGUCCGAGGGUUUUAAUACAGUCCAGAACGUGGACAAACAUUUUACUUCUGUGUAGGCAUUUGUGUCUCCUGACCACUCUUGAUGUGUUUAUUACUGUAUUUUAUAACUUUAUGCAAUUGGUGGUGCUCCUUGCCUCGAAAUAUAGAUUUUAAAACAUCCUUUCUAGAUCUUU